GAAAUACAUAAAUUUAAAUUUAGACAGAAAACUUUAGAUAUUUUUGAAAUUGUUUUUAUGGAAACUUAUCACGUCGUUUGCAUUAUUUAUCGAUAUAUAAUUAAUUAUGGAUCAAAGUAGAUUUCCAGUGUGUUAAAUUCCCAAAAUGCUAACUGGUUCAUAAAAAAAGUUGUCGCGAAUUAAAAAUCAUCAUGGCGCUGCAACUAUUACCACGACGGUCAUGGUUUCCCCUCCUCGUCGUCAUCCUUGGCGUCCUCGCGGUGGGCUCGGCCUCGGAGGAUGAGCACGACAAGAAGACGCCCAUGAAGAUCAAGCAGACGAUCAAACUCUUCAAUGACGAUGAACUGGAUCGGCUGGAAUUUCAGGAAUUUUGUGAACUCGGCUUACUCGAACGGCAAGUUGGAAAAGCGUUGCAUGAUGACGUCAUGGUUUCCGAGUGCUCGGUCACCGCCGCGGGAGAAUUUGAUAUCGACAUCGAUGGAAAGAUGUUAUUCACUUUGAUCGCGAUAAUCACGUAUGGCGCCAUCAUUCGCGCCGUGAUUCAGCAUUUCGAUCUCCAAGUCCCCUACACGGUGGUCCUCAUGUUGUCCGGACUGGUGGUGGGGUCAUUUUCGAAGAAAUAUUGUCCUGAAAUGAACGAAUACACGGCGAUUGCGAGGGUCAGUGCGAGCCUGAUUUUGUACACGUUUCUGCCCCUGCUAAUUUUCGAGAGUGCGUUUUCCAUCCCGGUCCACACGUUUCAACGGAGUUCGAUCCAGAUCAUCAUCGUCGCCUUUCCCGGCAUGGUUUUGUGCACUUUCAUCACAUCGUUCGUAUGUCGCCACUACUUCACAACUUAUAAAUGGGAUUUUAUGCAGGCCAAUUUAUUUGGUAGCAUUAUUAGCGCGACUGAUCCUGUCGCUGUUGUUGCUAUUCUGCGUGAACUAGGCGUGUCGGAAGUCUUGAGUGUGAUGAUUGAAGGAGAAUCAUUACUGAAUGACGGCGUUGCAAUUCUGUUGUACGAGAUUUUCGAGGAAAUUUUGGAGGAAGCAGCUCUGGGAAAAACGCCAGGAACAUUGCCGGCAGUUUUUGGGCAUUCAGUCCUGAAAUUUGUACAGAUUGCGAUCGGUGGCCCCGCAUUUGGCUGGGCGAUGGGGAAAAUUACCAUCUUUUUCUUGAGCUAUGUCUUUAAUGAUGCUCCCGUCGAGAUAUCAGUGACCAUUGUGACGGCUUACAUUACUUAUUGGCUUAGCGAGGAUGUGCUCGGCGUUUCCGGCGUCAUGGCGGUGGUCUUGCUGGGCCUGACGAUGCGGGCGGAGCGAACCGUGAUAAGCCCCGACUCAGAAGAAGCUGUCCAUCACUUUUGGUCCAUCAUGGGAUAUUUGGCGAACACCGUGCUGUUCAUGCUCGUCGGAAUCGUGAUUGCGGAAACAGCCGUGAACGACAUUGAUCAGAACGACUUUUGGAAUUUGAUCCUUCUCUACAUCGCGAUUCAUGUGUCGAGAUUUGUGAUGCUCCUCGUUUUUUAUCCAAUACUUGCUUGGAUCGGGUAUGGAAUGACGUGGCAAAAUACGAUCGUGAUGAUGUGGGGUGGACUACGGGGCGCUGUUGGAGUCUGUUUGGCGUUGGAUGUUUAUCGAAAUGAACAUUUCUGCGAAAAUAAGCUGAUGGGUUCAAAGAUGCUAUUUCAAACUGCUGGAAUCGUGUUCUUGACCCUGGUCGUUAACGGUACGACGACGCGACCCCUGCUGACAGCCCUGCGACUCACGGAGGUCAGCGUGGGCAGGAAAGAAGACAUGAACAAUGCCAUCAAAAGAAUUGUCAAGCUGAAAAACCAGGCCAUUCGAAUGUUUCAACUUUCUCCAAACAUGUUCGAUGCCGAUUGGACGAUGGUGAAUGGAUUUUGUACGGUGAAAAAUCCCUACAAAGCGACGAAAGAGCCCACCCUCACGACCGAGGACUUGGAAGGGAUCGCUGUAAAAAUCCAUUCGCCGGAACCAGCCCGAGAAAACGCCACCGUUUGCGGCACGUGUCACACCGUCGUUCCGAACGAGCCGACGAGCGAGGAGUAUUACAAUUUGACGGAGGAAGCCAGGCUAAAAGUGAUUCGCGCCAUGAAAGUUUCGUACACGCAUCGAAACGGUAUUGGGCUCACGUCCGACGCCGCGCUGCAGAUUUUGAUGGGAAACGCGGAACGGAAAGAGGACGACGUCAUGCAGCUCGUUUGUUGCUCGGAUUUCGACAAGUAUACGAAAAAUCGGGGCGGGUUUUAUCCCUGGCUGAAUCGUCAGAUUUCUAAACUGGAGAAGAAUGAAAGUUCGAGGCCGCCGAAACCUACGGCGAAAUGGCGACGACCGUUCUGGAUUAUCGUCUGUCAAGAUUGGUUCGAACAAGUGUUUCUCGCGUGCGUGUUUCUGAAUCUGAUUCCCGUAAUUUGGGAGCUUGUUGAAGCCGCGGCAAGCACCGAUGAGGCGUGUGGCGAGCAUCACGGGAUUUUUGUGGGGCUGAAUAUCGCAUUCACGGCCCUCUUCACGGUCGAGAUCAUCAUCAAUAUCCUUGGACGCCGAUUGCAGGACUAUUUUUGUGAUCCGUGGACGUAUUUGGACAUUAUCGUGUUACUGUUAGCCUAUGGAGAUUGCAUAUUCAAUCUGGUCGGUGAAUGCAAGAUUGUGAAGGGAGGUGCCAGCGAGUAUUUGCAAAUUGUUAAGGUUCUCCGGCUGCUCAGAGUGUCGAGAGGGUUGCGUUUGUUAAGGCCCAUCCUCCCCCAGUUUCAGACAUCCGUGUCCCGAAAGAUCAAUGAGCAGCUCUUCAUGGGGUUCGACAUUGCGCGAGGAUUUGUCCAUUCUUCCGAAGAAGUGCUGAAAUUUGUGUCGCAGAUGAUUGAAAAUAAACGAGUUUGUAAAGAAAUUCGGGAUCAUAUGGAGAGAGAAAGGGCGGAAGGGUUGAAAGUCAUGGCCGUUCUGCAGCAGAAAUAUCCCGGAAUUGCGAUCGCCCUGAAAACAAGACACGCUUGCCGAGCUGUGAUCAAUGUCAUGUGCGACACGCUGAAUGAUGCGAAGGACGAAGGGCUUCUUGACGACACUGAAAUUGACGUCCUCACCCGAAUAAUGGAGCUCAAAAUAAAAAGACUAUGGCACUCGCCGGCCAGCAUCGAGACCACCGCGUCCCAAGUCCUGCUCGCUAACCUCCUCUGGGUCGAACACAAUGAAGAACUUUACGACACGAUUCUGAACGCUGCUGAACUGAAGAGUUACGGAUUCGGGCAGCACAUCUGCCACUUUGGCGACCCCACUUCCGGAAUUUACGUCGUUGUGGCGGGAAUGAUAAAAGUUGUGUAUAUGCCGACGCCUGCCCUGAUUGAGGCGAGGAAUCAGUACGGAAAAAUCCCAAACUCCGAGUUGUACAUGGACUUAACCUUUUCGCAGCCGGAAACGGACUAUUUCUCGUCGGGCUUCGUGUUUGGAGAGUACGGCGUCCUGCGAGACGAUCCUUGGGCGUCGGAUAUCAUCGCGGAGACGAGUCUGCUGGUUUACCACAUUCCGAAAGAGGUCAUUAUCCAGGCGAUUGAGAGAUAUGAGGAUCCCUACGAUUCGUUGGAGGGGCAGUUGUGGAGGUCGGUCGGAAUGCGGAGAGCGACAGGGUUACUGGAACAGUUGCCGCGGUAUCAGAACAAUCUGGACAAGAUCCAAAUCGUCCUGCAACGUUCCACCAUUCCGAUAAAUGAUUCCCACAACGUGUUCGAAAUCCCGGAUUAUGUCUCCGAAGUCGUCGUCAUUGAGGGCUACGCCACCAACCAGGACACCAAUGAUACCUACAUCGCUCCCUUCAUCGUCCCCCGCUCCUGCACAAAGCUGAUUCAGUUGGACAAUCCCGCAACAGUGAACCGAAUUUUAAUCAUAGCGGAUGAAGACGUAGAUUUAUCCACGACGGGAAAUGAAGAUCGUAUUUCUCUCGGGGGCAAAAAUGUGAAUUGGUAGAUAUUGAAUUGAUCGAA
Molecule: messenger RNA, 3973 nt
Organism: Folsomia candida
Lineage: Eukaryota; Metazoa; Arthropoda; Collembola; Entomobryomorpha; Isotomidae
Product: sodium/hydrogen exchanger 10
Exons: 19
Coding region: 192-3956 (1254 amino acids)
Biological process (GO): proton transmembrane transport
Cellular component (GO): membrane
Molecular function (GO): sodium:proton antiporter activity
Source: RefSeq, a predicted model, not a curated record